Physella acuta is the source of this 1242-nucleotide messenger RNA. RefSeq names its product calphotin-like. Lineage: Eukaryota; Metazoa; Mollusca; Gastropoda; Physidae. The record is from RefSeq and is a predicted model, not a curated record.
AUGACAGCAAAGGGCUCCCUACCUAGGGACCGUAUCUCCAGGCGACUUAUCAGCGACAAGCCCAAACUAUAUCUCAACUAUGGUAGUAGAAGAGACACGGUGAUGUUUAGCUCAUGGGUAUUUGUUGUCACCUCACUAGGCAAAACCAUCACACUGACCUCGCGCACUGAAAUUCACAAACUACAAGACACGAGUAGAUGGAACCUUGACUCCUUCAAGGACAGUCUCUUAAGACAGUUUAAGGAGAGCUGUCAUGCGCUCUUCAAGAACAACACUAUACCAGUCAUUAUACCAGUCAUUAUACCAGUCAUUAUACCAGUCAUUAUACCAGUCAUUAUACCAGUCAUUAUACCAGCCAUUAUACCAGUCAUUAUACCAGUCAUUAUACCAGUCAUUAUACCAGUCAUUAUAUCAGUCAUUAUAUCAGUCAUGAUACCAGUCAUGAUACCAGUCAUUAUACCAGUCAUUAUACCAGUCAUUAUACCAGUCAUUAUAUCAGUCAUUAUACCAGUCAUGAUACCAGUCAUUAUACCAGUCAUUAUAACAGUCAUUAUACCAGUCAUUAUACCCGUCAUUUUACCAGUCAUUAUACCAGUCGUUAUACCAGUCAUUAUACCAGUCAUUAUCGACAGCAAAGGUCUCCCUGGCCUUAGGGGCCUUAUCUCCAGGCUACUCAUCAGCGACAAGCCCAAACUAUUUCUCAACUACGGUAGUAAAGAAGACACGAACAACACUAUACCAGUCAUUAUAGCAGUCAUUAUAGCAGUCAUUAUCCCAGUCAUUGUACCAGUCAUUAUACCAGACAUUAUACCAGACAUUAUACCAGUCAUUAUAUCAGUCAUUAUACCAGUCAUUUCACCAGUCAUUAUACCAGUCAUUAUACCAGUCAUUAUACCAGUCAUUAUACCAGUCAUUAUGCCAGUCAUUAUACCAGUCAUUAUAUUAGUCAUUAUAACAAUCAUUAUACUAGUCAUUAUACCCGUCACUAUACCAGUCAUUAUACCAGUCAUUAUACCAGUCAUUAUAUUAGUCAUUAUACCAAUCAUUAUACUAGUCAUUAUACUAGUCAUUAUACCAGUCAUUAUACCACUCAUUAUUACAUUCAUUAUACCAGUCACUAUACCAGUCAUUAUAACAGUCAUUAUACAAGUCAUUAUACAAGUCAUUAUACCAGUCAUUAUACCAGUCAUUAAACCAGUCAUUAUACCAGUUAUUAAUGACAGCAAAGGGCUCCCUCCCUAG